AUGGCUCCCAAGGUCAUUGAUAAAAAGCUUCUGAAAGAGAUUAAAGCAUCUAGGGAUCCAGUAAGUGGGUCUUCAUAUCACAAGAAGCCUAGGAUGUCUUCUCCAAAGCCAAAGACAUUUGUUUCUAGCCCUCCAGCAUACCCUAUGAUCCUAUCGUGCUCCAAGACACCAUCUGGUACAUUUUUUAUGCUUCUUGUUAAUUCAUUAAGUGCUAAGGUUGUUAGGGAUCUAGGUCUGGACUUUUCAAUAUAUAGAGGAACACCCUAUUCCCUUGAAUUUUUUGAUAAUAGCAAGAUUCAAACUAUCCUUAAAAUGAGGUCUAACUAG
Molecule: messenger RNA, 327 nt
Organism: Ilex paraguariensis (yerba mate)
Lineage: Eukaryota; Viridiplantae; Streptophyta; Magnoliopsida; Aquifoliales; Aquifoliaceae
Source: the annotation of a GenBank genome assembly